UCAUUAAGGGCCCCUCCUCCAUUCUCAGCAUGAGAAAUAUUGUUACCAAAAGGGAAAGGAGCUUGUGCAGGAUCAAUCCUUCUAGCCAUCCACCCACCCACCUAUCCAUCACUGAGAACCAUGCUCCAUGCCAGGCAGCUUCACAAAAGGUCCCUUUCCCUGACUCUUCAGAGGCCAGAUUUUCCAUCUUGGUACUAGAUGUCUCCGACGUGCAAAGUACGAUCCAAAGCAGAAGGGAGUACACCCGCAGUCAAGAGGGCCGCAGUCAAGCCUCACUGGUCAAAGGGACCCCACCAGCCCCAGUCCAACCCCUCCUUCCAGCCCACCCAGGGCCCCCCUUAGUGCCAAAGCUCAGUUCAAGCAGUGUUCCUGGAGGAGGAAGAAGAGGAUGGAGAAGAGAAAAGCCCAGGACGGAAAUGAAGAGGACAUCUCUGCAACAUGAUGUCACGCAGGCUGCUUUCAGAUCCCCCAAACGAACGGAGAACAGAAGCAAACAACAUGGACUCCAGAUUUAUUCGGCCUCAAAAGCUGUAGGUGCACAGGAGAACUUGCUGAAGCUGGAUAGUAUUGAUGAUCCGCUGGUGUCACCUGUGUCCUGUUCACUGACCUCAUGCUGAGAGCUAAAACUUCUUGACAUUUACUGGCAGAAAGUUUUAUUCUGAAAGUGCCUAGCCCUGCAGGCUCGUGAUAGUUCUUUCCAUGGUUGUUUCUUUCUGCAACCUGUUGACAGAGCAGCAGCCUCAUGGGAUCUUGGAAGCAGCUGGGUCUGAGCUGCUGGGUCACCUCAGUUACCUAGAGGAAUACUAGCUCCACAAAAAAGGCAUUCUGGCAAUGCCAAGAGACACAUGCCCAAUUCUACCCAUUCUUCCUUGUCUGCUAAUUUGAUCCACAGGGUUAUUUUGGGCUUGGGUCAGAUCUGGAUCCAAAGCAGCUAAAUUCUGCAGUUUUCUGCAUCUGUAAUCCUUAUUAGUCACUUUCCUACCCUCAUCUAAGAUUCACUUUUUACCUGAAAAAAACAAUAAAUGUGUACCCCCUCCUGGGUACUGUUGAAUCAAUGAGGAACUAAAAGAAAGACAU
Chinchilla lanigera (long-tailed chinchilla) is the source of this 1077-nucleotide messenger RNA. RefSeq lists its product as uncharacterized. NCBI's taxonomy places the organism in Eukaryota, Metazoa, Chordata, Mammalia, Rodentia, Chinchillidae. The record is from RefSeq and is a predicted model, not a curated record. The coding region runs from base 30 to 617 and encodes 195 amino acids. The transcript has 4 exons.